Diversispora eburnea is the source of this 330-nucleotide messenger RNA. NCBI's taxonomy places the organism in Eukaryota, Fungi, Glomeromycota, Glomeromycetes, Diversisporales, Diversisporaceae. The record is from the annotation of a GenBank genome assembly.
AUGACAGUUCUUCCGUGUGCCCAGUGUCAUGAAUCUGAUGGUUGUCGUGUGGCAACCUCUCUUCGCCUUAAUCUCCAAACCGAAGAUCCUCAAGAAAAUACUAUGAAGGAGCUUCAAUGUUACAUAGCGGAAGUUAAACAGUUUGGUUUUAAUCAUAGUAUUAUUAUCGGAAAACGUUAUUGUGGAAUGCUUUUUGUGGAUUGUUUUGCCUGUGUGUUUGAUUGGGAUUCAGAUAGUCAUGCAUUAUGGUUUCUCGGGGAUUAUUUCGAAAUUAUAUCAAAGGAGGAAUCUGAAAAAAUUAUGAUUAUCGGACAGCAUGGGACGUUUUAG